Messenger RNA from Moesziomyces antarcticus, 1749 nucleotides. RefSeq names its product MFS general substrate transporter. Gene Ontology annotation, biological process: transmembrane transport. The record is from RefSeq and is a predicted model, not a curated record. Lineage: Eukaryota; Fungi; Basidiomycota; Ustilaginomycetes; Ustilaginales; Ustilaginaceae. Gene Ontology annotation, molecular function: transmembrane transporter activity. The coding region runs from base 1 to 1749 and encodes 582 amino acids. The transcript has a single exon.
AUGCAUACUACGGAUACUCAGACACAUACCUCGGCGCAUCCACCCGCAACGGCGGCGCACAGCGGGCCUCAGGCCGUAGAGGAGGAGGGCAUAUCGUCAUAUGCCUCAUCGCAGACAGGCGUUGCUCCCGACAUGCAUAGCUACACGCCUUUCGCAUCGGAAAACUCAAAGACCAGCACCUCGCCUUUGGAUCACAGGGAACCGGACCUGGGACACCAUUGCGGCACGAUCACCGACAACGACGACGAUAAGCCUAGCGCCGCUGGCGCAUUGCCCAUGGACCUUGAGGCGGCCAAGCAGCAGCAAGAUGCGUCCAAGACAGACAGUGUGACGAGUCAUAACGAAAAGAUACGCCUAGUCGGCUGGGAAGGGUCGGACGACCCCAAUCAUCCGCACAACUGGUCGGUGGCGCGACGAAUCUACCUCACCUCGCUCGCCUGCGUGGUGGUACUGGCGUCCACAUUUACCUCCUCCAUCUCCUCUGGCGUUUCAAAGAGCCUGAUGGAACAUUACGGCUUCGGCGAAGAGGUCGCCGCACUCACCAUCUCGAUCUUUGUGGCGGGCUACAUCCUUGGACCUUGGCUUUGGGGUCCGCUCUCGGAGCGCAUCGGCCGGCGCAAGGUGUUCUCUGCCUCCUUGCUCAUUUACACUUGCUGGAAUGUCGGCUGUGCGCUAGCGCCAAACACAGGCGCUCUUUUGGCGUUUCGCCUCCUCGCCGGCACCGCCGCCGCCGCGCCGCUCAGCAAUUCGGGUGGUCUGAUCGCAGACCUGUGGAAGACGCGCGUCCGGGGCAUCGCUACGGGUCUCUACGCUUGCGCCCCAUUCACGGGCCCCGCGCUGGGCCCCAUCGUCAGCGGCUUCAUCCAGGACUCGGGCGUCAACUUCCGCUGGGCGUUCUGGGUCUGUGCCAUCUUUUCCGGAGUCUGUUGGUCGUUGGUUGUGCUGACGCUGCCAGAAACAUACGCGCCCGUGCUUCUCAAGCACAAAGCCCAGCAUCUGCGCCGCGAGACCGGAAGCGAUCUCUACCGUGCACCGCUCGAGCAGCAUGCAAAACUGACACCAUCGACGUUGGUGCGUACUGUGCUCAUCAAGCCAUUCAUCAUGUCGGUGCAAGAGCCCAUGCUGCUGGCUUCGAUCUUGUUCAUGGCAUUCUUGUACGGCGUCGUAUACCUGCUCUUUGAAGCUGUGCCCAUCGUCUUUGGCCAGGGCUACGGCUUUAGUGCGGGCAUCGUGGGCCUCAUGUUUAUCCCCUUUGCCGUGGGUGCAUUCGGCGGUGUGUUGUUCUACAUCGCCGUCUUGUUUCCGCGCUAUGCGCGCAUGAUUGACCGUGCUCCUGACAGCCAGGUCGCCCCCGAAGAGCGCCUUCCGAUGGCCAUGCUGGGAGCGCCUGUGCUCACCAUCGGGUUUUUCUGGUUCGCCUGGACCAGCGAUCCGAACAUCAAUUUUUGGGCGCCCAUGCUCUCUACCGCUUUGCUAGGUUUCGGCAUCUUUUUCGUCUUUCAAGGUCUCUUCAACUUUAUCAUCGACGCCUACACCGUCAAUGCGGCCUCGGCGUUGGCAGCUGGCGUCAUCGUACGCAGCUGCUUUGGCGCAGCCUUCCCGUUGUUCGCGAGACAAAUGUACUCUCGACUAGGUACCAAGUGGGGGUCGAGUUUACUGGGCUUCCUGGCAUUGGCCAUGACACCAAUUCCGUUUCUGUUGCAUCGUUAUGGAGCUCGCCUCCGUGCCAUGUCGCGCAAUGCUAAGUAG